Staurois parvus is the source of this 303-nucleotide messenger RNA. NCBI's taxonomy places the organism in Eukaryota, Metazoa, Chordata, Amphibia, Anura, Ranidae. The record is from the annotation of a GenBank genome assembly.
CACCGAUCAGUGGAAAGAGUCGAAGAGGUCAGCUCUGUCAUAGGGGACAUGUACACUGAUCAUCAGGGCACUGAUGAUCAGUGUAGCCCCAGCAGAGCAGACGUCCAGUGCCCAUCAAUGCCACCUGCCAGUGCCCAUCAAUGAUACCUGCCAGUGCCCAUCAGUGCCACAUCAAUGUCAAAUAUCAGUGCCUACCAGUGCACAUCAAUGCCACAUAUUAGUGCCCAUCUGAACUGCCUUUCAGUUCCACCUAUCAGUGCCAGUCAGUGCCACCUAUUAAUGCCAGUCAGUGCCGUCUAUCAG